Molecule: messenger RNA, 1569 nt
Organism: Arachis stenosperma
Lineage: Eukaryota; Viridiplantae; Streptophyta; Magnoliopsida; Fabales; Fabaceae
Product: polycomb group protein EMBRYONIC FLOWER 2-like
Exons: 14
Coding region: 22-1308 (428 amino acids)
Cellular component (GO): nucleus
Molecular function (GO): chromatin DNA binding
Source: RefSeq, a predicted model, not a curated record
UGAAAUUCAGACUAACCAAACAUGUGCCGCCAAAAUUCUCCCGUUCACCAUUCCGGCGACGAAGACACCGCCGCCGACGAGAGCCUCUUGAUUUACUGCAAGCCUGUUGAGCUUUACAACAUCCUCUACCGUCGUUCUCUUCACAACCCUUCAUUUCUUAGGAGAUCUCUGCGGUAUAAAAUAAAAGCAAGGCGUAAAAGGAGGUUGAGGGGAGGAAUUGUGAUUUUCAACUACAGGGAUUGUUACAACAUGAUACGAAAGACUGAAGUGACUGAACAUUUUUCUUGUCCAUUUUGCUUGAUGCAAUGUGCCAGCUUUAAGGGUUUGCGAUUUCAUCUUUGUUCAUCACAUGAUCUAUUCAACUUUGAGUUCUGGGUGACUGAUGAUUACCAAGCAGUUAAUGUCUCUGUAAAAAUUGAUAUAUUGAGAUCAGAGAGUGUUGCUGACGGAGUAAAUCCACAAUCACAAACCUUCAUCUUCUGUUCAAGACCCCGAAAACGUUUACAAAAGGACUCUGUUCAAAAUGAAAAACGAGCCAAUGUAAAGUUCCUAGAGUUGGACUCACCAGAGGGAACACAGAAUGGAUUUCUAGAGAAGAAUGAUGAUAUCCUUUCCUACAAAGGGGAGAAUAUGUCUAAAACAUGUCAUAUUCAGAAGAAUUUACAAAUGGAAAAACAAGGUGUCGAAAGAUUUGGUCCCGAUGUUCCUGGCACUGCAGACUGCCUCGAAUAUGUUGCAUCCAGUUUCAACAUUCAAGGUGUUUCAAUUGCCAUGCCGCAAUCUUCAGGAGAUCCAGAAACUAGUAAGUCAGUAUAUAGAAGUGAUCCUGCUGUGCCUGCUAAAACAAAGAAGUUAAACAUGGAUCGAUCUGACUCAAAAAACCGAAUGCUCCUGCAGAAGAGACAGUUCUUUCACUCACAUAGAGUUCAGCCUAUGGCUCUAGAACAAGUGUUAUCAGAUCGCGAUAGUGAAGAUGAAGUUGAUGAUGACAUUGCAGAUCUUGAAGAUCGAAGGAUGCUUGAUGAUUUUGUGGAUGUUUCCAAAGAUGAAAAGCAACUCAUGCAUCUGUGGAACUCUUUUAUGAGGAAGCAAAGAGUGCUGGCUGAUGGCCAUGUUUCGUGGGCAUGUGAGGCAUUUUCCAAGCUUCACGGAAAAGAGCUAAUCUCAUCCCCAGCUUUAUUUUGGUGUUGGAGGUUAUUCAUGAUUAAACUUUGGAAUCACGGUCUUCUUGAUGCUUGCACAAUGAACAACUGUAAUAUAAUAUUAGAUAGUUACAGAAACGAAGGGUUGGAUAACGGCAAGAAUUAGAAGAUCAGGAGGAAAUCGAUUCAGCUACAAAAAUUUAGUCUUACAUGUCUUGUAUUCUACCUUAUUGCAAGUCCCCAUUUUCCAUUUAUUUUAAUAAUGUAUUAUUAUUGUUAAUCAUUUUACUGUACAUUGUAUUAAUCUUCGCAAUGUAUGAAUCUGAAAUUUAGGUAGAUUUCCUCAAAGCAAUGACCUCCAUUGCUGAAUCUUGUCUGACAAAUUAAAAACGUUUUAUUCAAACUAUAUAGAAUCUAUAAGAAAAGU